GUCGCUGCUUGCUUCAAAGGAGCAGCCCAGCCGCCAGCAGCCAGUGUGCAGCGGCCACGCGGCGCAAACGCUGUCGACGCGACCAUUGCCAAGCAGCACAGACAAAAUGGCAGCCCAGCACGACAUGUCCGCGGACAUCAAGCUCGCCGAGCAGAACGCGUCGAGCAUAAUUUUAGGCAUCGACGGCGCGCCGCACGACCCGCAGAAGCUCACGGCGAUGCUGCGCGAGCACGGCAUGGCACAAACUGUCAUAAGCUGCGAAUUGGUCCACGAACUCGCGCAGCCCAACUCCAUCACGGGCGCGCUCGACCUCGCAUUGGACGACGGUUCCACAAAAAGGCUCUUCGUGAAGAAGAUGACGGCGGCGCAGGUCGCGCACAAGGCCUGGAACGACCGGAGGCGGUCCCUGCUCUAUAUGAGGAAUGAGGUCCGUUUCUACUCCGAGUUCCCCGAGCUUAAGGAAAGGGGCGUGCGCUACCCUACUGUAUAUGGCGUCGAGGAUCAACUGGAAAAAGUGACAGGUCAACUGGGCGGCGCCGUCCCCGAGGAGCCAUCAGACUUAUCAAAGUGCGGCGCGCUGCUCUGGAUGGAGCCCGUUCUGGGGUAUGACCAGGGCUCUCCGCUACCGGCGGACAAGUCCGCAUUGAUAUUGUCUGCCGUCGCGCGCCUGCAUUCUGCGUCGUGGGAGGAUACGAAUCUACUGAAGAGAGCGUCCGAAAGAUUGCAGCACCCGGGCGGGUCCUUCGCCCUCAAGAUCCGCAACCCCGCGGAGCUCGAGAAGAUCGUGGCGAAUUGGGAGACUUUUGUAAAGAACUUCGCCGAGGAGGCGCCGGCCGGAUUUUUUGAGAAGCGGGUCAAUUUAGGCGAGCGGCUGCGGCGCGCGGCGCCCUGGGUCGCGGCGCAGCUCGCGCCGGCGCCUUCAGAUAAGCACGCGUGCCUCGUCCACGGCGACCUCAAGGCGAUGAACGCGUUCUUGCCGCGAGAUAAUCCGGACCCCGACGCGCUGCUGAUCGACUUCGCGUCCACUGGUGUUGGCUACGGUAUGGCCGACGUGGCCAUGCACCUGACGCACGCGCUGAUGCCUGGGGACCUGCGGACGCACGAGGCCGAUUUAUUACAGCGCUACCUGCGGUUCCUCGGGCAAGAUUAUGAUUCAAAACUUGCGAGGCGCCACUACGAGCUCGCGACGAUCGACUACGGGCGUUUUGUUCUAGGUCGCUUCUGGGGCGCGGCGUCGCCCGACUCGUUCUGGGAGAAGCGACACAAGAGCAACGUCGCGCUCGUGCACCGCAACGUGCCGGCGGCUUUGCACUUCGUCGAGCGCCUCGACGCCUACCUCGCGAAGUACGAAGGGGAGAUAAGUUUGAUAACUUAA
Pelagomonas calceolata is the source of this 1375-nucleotide messenger RNA. Lineage: Eukaryota; Pelagophyceae; Pelagomonadales; Pelagomonadaceae. The record is from the annotation of a GenBank genome assembly.